Klebsormidium nitens is the source of this 3721-nucleotide messenger RNA. Lineage: Eukaryota; Viridiplantae; Streptophyta; Klebsormidiophyceae; Klebsormidiales; Klebsormidiaceae. The record is from the annotation of a GenBank genome assembly.
CCGGUAUACGGUAGGAGCUCUGCAUUCGAGGUCGCUUGUGUCGACUCUGUGCGAGGCGCACCAGGGGGAAGGAAGGAGCCGCUUUCGAGCAAGAUUACAAGUCAGAGCAGGCCCACAGCUAGGGAGGUCAGUAGAGCCGCUGCAAUUGGAGCCCUAGUCGUUGGUGAGAGGUUUUUGAGAGUGCUGCUUUUGGAUCAAUUGCUGGCGGCUCCUCUCUGUUUCUGCGGAUUGUCAAACACUCCUUUUUGCUCUACGUUGAUACGCCAACAUGGCAAUGAGUGCAGUAGCACCUAGCUUUGCUCUUAGCUCCUUGGGACUCAGCAAUUCAGCGAGAGAAGGAUGCCACAGGCAAAGCAGGAGGAGUCACAAGGCUGGCAAAGCCCAUGUGGCUCAGAAGCAUGCGCCAUGCAGCAAAAUUAUGCUGGAUGCUUCUUGCACGGGCUUGAGAAGAGAGUGCACUUUGGACAGGCUAAGCAGAUCAGUGGCAGGUCCCUCCAGUCUGCUUGCAAGUCUGGCAGCAGCAACUAGCGUGAGGCACAGGGGCGGUGCUCGGAGAGGUGUGAUUGUGGCCAUUUUUGAGAAGUUCACUGAGAGAGCCAUCAAGGCUGUCAUGAAUUCGCAAAAGGAGGCGAAAGCAUUGGGCAAGAGGGAGGUUGGGACUGCUCAGCUGUUCCUUGGGCUGGUGGCAGAGGCAAGAGGCGAAGGAGGGUUCUUGAGGACAGGUCUGACAGUUGAAAGGGCCAGGGAAGCAAUGCGUCAAAUCACUACUCCAGAGUCAAGCGCUGGCGGCAUGGGCGAAAUCCCCUUUUCAGCGGGCUGCAAGAAUGCUUUUGAAGCCGCAUCGGACGAGAGCAAGCGCCUGGGAAACAAGUACAUAUCUCCUGAGCACCUUCUGGUGGGUCUCGUCAGAGCGGAUGAUGGCGGCGCGAGCAAACUGAUCGAAAGAUUGGGCCUUCGGAAGGAGAAACUUGAAGCAGAGGCUGUAGAUCAGAUCAACGACGAGCAUGCAAAGGAGACUCGGGGGAACCCUAGUCCAGCCAGUGAGAGGGCGACCGCAGGUGUUGGUGUUAGAAGGUCUGCUCAGACGAGCCGCAAAGGCAAGGGUGCCCUAGACAACUUUUGUGUUGACAUCACUGCUCGAGCAGCGGAGGGGAAGAUUGACCCAGUGAUUGGGCGCGCAAAAGAGGUGCAACGAGUCGUUGAGAUCUUGGCUAGGAGGACCAAGAACAACCCAAUUUUGCUGGGCGAGCCCGGUGUGGGCAAGACCGCCAUCGCAGAGGGGCUGGCUCUCAGGAUUGUGAAGGAUGAUGUCCCAGAAUUUCUGAACAAGAAGCGCGUGAUGUCGCUAGACAUGGGUCUGCUCAUUGCGGGCGCCAAGGAGCGCGGUGAGCUGGAGACGCGCGUCACCAGCCUGGUGGAGGAGACUAAGACGGCGGGGGAUGUUAUCCUCAUGAUUGAUGAGGUGCACACUCUGGUCGGUUCCGGCUCGGUCAGCCGCGGCUCCGGGGGUGGCGGUCUCGACAUUGCUAACCUUCUGAAGCCAGCGCUUGCACGAGGGCUGCUCCAGUGCAUUGGCGCCACCACUCUGGAUGAGCACCGCAAGCACAUUGAGAAGGACAAGGCCCUGGCGCGGCGCUUCCAACCAGUGAUGGUUCUAGAGCCAUCGGAGGCAGAUGCCAAGCUGAUCCUGCGUGGGAUCCAGGACAAGUACGAGGUGCACCACAAGUGCAAGUUCAGCCCUCAGGCGGUGGAUGCCGCAGUGGAGCUGUCCGCGCGCUACAUUGCUGACAGGUUCCUGCCAGACAAGGCCAUUGACCUGCUCGACGAGGCUGGCAGCCGCGCCCGCAUUAGCGCCUUCAACAUGCGCAAGCAGCGCCAGACGAGCGUCCUCUCGGCAGCGCCUGCCGACAUCUGGGCCGAGAUCCGGGCAGUUCAGAAGCAGCAGCAGAGCGCGCUGGUCCUCGCCAACGAGCCAUCAUCCCCCUCGUUCAAUCUGUUCGAGGAGGCUCCCUCCAAGGCCGCCAUUGCGGCCGCCCCGGGCGCCGCAGACAUCUCGGAACUGGACGCUGCAGUGAAGCGCGCGGGGUUCAGCACCUUCUGGGAGGACGAGGAGGAUGUUGUGGUGGGACUGGAAGACAUUGCGGCGGUGGCCAGCAUCUGGUCGGGCGUCCCCGUGCAGCAGCUUACCACUGAGGAGAGUGCGCGCCUGGUCGACCUGGAGGACACGCUGCGCACGCGCGUGAUCGGCCAGGACGACGCUGUGAGCGCCAUCGCGCGUGCUGUGCGCCGCGCUCGCGUGGGGCUGAAGGAUCCAAAGCGCCCCAUUGCGGCCAUGCUGUUCUCGGGCCCCACAGGGGUGGGCAAGACGGAGCUGACCAAGGCCCUGGCGGAGCAGUACUUUGGCUCCGAGGACGCCAUGAUCCGCCUAGACAUGUCCGAGUUCAUGGAGCGCCACACCGUGUCUAAGCUCGUGGGAGCGCCCCCAGGGUACGUGGGCUAUGGCGAGGGGGGUGUGCUGACGGAGGCUGUGCGGCGACGACCCUUCACGGUGAUCCUGCUGGACGAGAUUGAGAAGGCGCACCCCGACGUGUUCAACAUGCUGCUGCAGAUCUUCGAGGACGGCCGCCUCACCGACAGCCAGGGCCGCGCCGUGUCCUUCAAGAACACGCUCAUCGUCAUGACCUCCAACAUCGGGUCCAAGGUCAUUGCUCGUGGCGGCAGCAACCAGCUGGGCUUUGUGCUGCCGACCGCAGAGGCGGACGGCGGUGCGUACUCGCGCAUGAAGGCCAUGGUCAUGGAGGAGAUGAAGGCCUACUUCCGCCCCGAGCUGCUCAACCGCCUGGACGAGGUCGUCGUCUUCAAGUCCCUCGAGAAGGCCGAGGUGCGCUCGAUCGUGGCCCUGAUGCUGGCGGAGGUGAAGGCGCGCUGCCUGUCGGAGCGGCGACUGCAGCUGGAGGUGACGGACAGCGUAGUCACCAAGAUUUGCGAGGAGGGCUACGACCGCAGCUACGGUGCGCGCCCGCUGCGCAGAAAGGUGACGGCGCUUGUGGAGGACGCGCUGAGCGAGUACAUCCUCGUGGGGGGGUUCCUUGAGAAUGACAGUCUCGUGGUGGACCUCGACGCAGCGGGCGAGGUGGUCGUCUCGCACCAGGCCAGCCACGAGGAAUAUGUGAACGCGGAGUCACUCGUGGCUGCUAGUCUAUAAGACAUGCUUCCUCUCCGCUGAAAGGUCGAGCUUUGAACGAGUGCUUCCAAACAGAAGCACUUCUUACCCAUAAGGGGUCCCUGUGCUUGUACAUUCUGUCAGGGUUGUAUAGUCAGUUGUACAUACUUGUAAAUGCUGUUUAGACCAAUAAACUGUAGAAAUUUAUCGAAAGCAUUGGGGGGGAGGAGUUGUUGUAAAGGCUGUGCAUACUGUACAUAGCAUCAAAUUGUUAGUUGUGGGGACAUGUACUUACUGUAGGUUUCACUACGUAGCACUGGAAUUUGAUUGGCUGACUUUACCUAGACGAAACAUGGAUAAGCUAGUAUAGGACCAAUCCACGUAGCUCGCACUUCAGCCUGUUUGUAAGUAGUGAAAGAUUUUACAGCCCAGUUCCUCUGUAGUUUUCAGUGAAACGACAGGUGAUUGCUCGAAGCAAAAAACAUAAUCUAAGUCUUACGCCUUUAUGCAUCCCUCUGUUUGCGCAUAGCUAGUGUGAGAUAGCAUGCCAAUAUCGCA